AUGACCGCUACGCCAAUAGACAUUUCCUACCAGCAGAAUUUCCAUUCGCAACGAUUCCGUCGAGAAUCCAUGGCCCACUCGCAGGGCAUGGGUGGAAUUUCCUGGGGAGGAAUGUCUGUUGGCAGCUGGCUUAGAGACGAAGAGGAGUCUCCAGAGGUGCCGUCGACAUCUCCAAGCAAUACUAACCACAGAGUCAUGACGCUAAACAUGCCAUCCACGACAACCAUGGCCAUGUCUCCAGGCAUGGGCAUCAACUCGUCGUCAUACCUGCCCAACCUCGAGGCGCAGUACUGCAAGGACUACAGCUGCUGUGGCCAGACGUUGCCGACGCUGCACGACCUGCUGCGGCACUACGAGGAGUCGCACAUUGCCCCAUCGCCGCCCGUGGAGCAGCCUCACAUGGCCCGCAACACCAACAACGUUAUGGAGGUGGUGUCGACCAACGACGUGUUCAUGAGCAUGGGCGGUCCCGGAGGACCCCCCGGACAGCAGGGCGCCCAGGGCAUGCAGCAUCACCCCAUGGCCCAAGGCCACCAUCCCACGCAUUUUCAGCAGCACCCACUGCCACCACAGGGCCACGCACCCCAGGGUACGCAGAUGCCUCACGGGCAGCACAACCCGCAGAUGAUGCAGAUGGGCCAACCACCGCAGCCCACGGGCACGUUUGACGAGGACGACGAAAUGUGCAUCGACGACCCGGCCCGCCAUCUGUACGUGAUGGAGCGGGGCGAGCACAAGCCGUUCAAGUGCCCGGUCAUUGGGUGCGACAAGACGUACAAAAACCAGAAUGGACUCAAGUACCAUCGGAUGCACGGCCAUCAAAACCAGAUGCUGCAUCUCAACGACGACGGCACCUACAGUAUAAUCGACCCACUGUCCAACGCGCCGUAUCCCAACGGCGUGGACAUGGAAAAGGACAAGCCGUACCGGUGUGAGAUUUGUGGCAAACGAUACAAGAAUCUUAACGGUCUAAAGUAUCAUCGUGGGCAUUCCACUCACUAA
Yarrowia lipolytica CLIB122 is the source of this 1002-nucleotide messenger RNA. RefSeq lists its product as uncharacterized. The record is from RefSeq and is a predicted model, not a curated record. Gene Ontology annotation, cellular component: nucleus. NCBI's taxonomy places the organism in Eukaryota, Fungi, Ascomycota, Dipodascomycetes, Dipodascales.